CCAGCGGCUCUGCCCCGCUCAUCAUGCUGGAGCGCUACCAGGACGGGGGGAUCCAGGUGGCCUGCCGCUCGGCCGGCUGGUACCCGCAGCCCCAGGUGCUGUGGCAAGAUCCCCGCGGGCGGCAUCUCCCAUCCCUCUUGGAAAGCGUUACCCAGGACGAGAGCGGCCUCUUUGCAGUGGAAAGCAGCAUAAUCCUCACCAGGGGCGCAAACCAGAAACUCUUCUGCUCGGUCCGACAUGCCCUGCACAGCCAAGAGCAGCGAUCGGCAUUUUACGUAUCAGAUCCCUUUUUCCAAAACGCCCAUCCUUGGAUGACCGCCCUGGGCGUGGUCCUGGUUGCUGUGGUCGCUCUCCUUGUUAUCGCUGUUUAUCUCUUUAAACUGAAAGGAAAGCAUGAGAAAAAAAUAGAGAAGCAAGCUGAAGAACUUGCAUGGAGAAGAUAUGCUGUGCCUAUAGAAGAAGUGAAGGUGGUUCUGGAUCCAGACACAGCCCACUGCGACCUUGUCCUGUCUGAUGACUGCAAAAGCGUGAAACGCGAAGACACGCGGCAGGACAUCCCCGACAUCCCCGAGAGAUUUAACCCGUGGCGCUGCGUUCUGGGCUGUGAAGGCUUCACCUCGGGGAGACGCUACUGGGAGGUGGAGGCGGUGGAUGGAGGAGGAUGGACUGUGGGAGUCUCUAGAGAAGACGUGAAAAGGAAGGGCGAGAUUGAGUUUAAACCGGAGGAGGGCAUCUGGGCAGUGGGGCAGUGGGCAGGGCACUUCCAAGCUCUCACGUCCCCUAAUCGCACUCUCCUUCCUGAAAUCCAGACUCCCAAGCGGAUCCGGGUCUCUCUGGAUUAUGAAGAGGGACGGGUGGCAUUUUUCAGUGUUGAUGAGGAGAUUCCCAUCUUCACAUUUCCACUGGUAUCAUUUGAGGGGAAAAGAGUUCACCCUUGGGUCUGGCUGGGUCCUGGGACGUGGCUCAAAAUGUGGCCCUGA
This is a messenger RNA of Nipponia nippon (crested ibis), 980 nucleotides long. NCBI's taxonomy places the organism in Eukaryota, Metazoa, Chordata, Aves, Pelecaniformes, Threskiornithidae. The record is from RefSeq and is a predicted model, not a curated record.